GGCAAGCGACACAUGAGCAUCGUGUGUGUCUGUCCAGAGUCAUCAUCACUUGGUGCCUGGAAGCCAUUUCUAACGCACGUCUAUGAAACUUCUUCUUCGAGAUAUUCGCAUCUUCAACUUUAGUCUUCAGCACGGCACCCUCGUGGUUGCCUCUCCUCUUCAUCGAACUAGGAACUAUCUUGUGUGAAUCGACUUUAAUAAACGAUAUGUGACGCUGACGAAAGUGAAGAUAUGGAUUGAUUGGUGUCACAAAAUCGAGAGACCGAGUGAUUUUAAGAGUGUAAGACAGUGAAGCCGAGUGGCUGAAAUUCGGUGUUAUACGCUCGAACUACGAUUAACGAAGGAAUAAGUGAUAAGUGCGAAAACCCGACUUGGGUUCGUUCAACCAUCAUGCUGAAGAUACUGGUUGCUGUGCUGGGACUCAUGUCCACAGUUCUGGCUGACCAUCCAUCCCCAUCUUACGGACCUCCUCCUUCAACCUACGGUCCUCCACCUCCCACUUAUGGUCCUCCACCUAAAGCGACGUAUGGUCCUCCACCCAAAGCGACCUAUGGCCCUCCACCCAAAGCGACCUAUGGCCCUCCACCUCCUUCUUAUGGACCUCCACCAAAGGCUACUUAUGGUCCACCUCCACCAACUUAUGGCCCGCCACCGACUUCUUACGCUCCUCCACCGAUUCCACAUGGGGCAGAAAUUCUUCUACUCCAACUUGAUGAAGGUGGCGGCGGUAAGGGUAAAGGUGGUGGCGGAGGAGGAAAAGGGAAAGGAGGAGGUUUAUUCGGCGGAGGAUUAUUCGGAGGAGGAAAAGGCAAAGGUGGUGGAGGUGGUGGCUAUGAAGAAUACGAUGAAGGCUACGGUGGAGGAUAUGAAAGCUACGAUCACAAUGAAGGAGGUGGUAAAGGCAAAGGCAAGGGAUUCUGGGACUUCGACCUGAUGAAAGGAAUCAAGGGCAUGUUUAGCAAAGGAAAAGGAGGCGAUGACUAUGACUACGAAUACGAGCUCGAACCUAUCUUAACAUACGGUCCACCUCCAAAAUCUUACGGACCACCUGUUUCUUACGGGCCACCCCCAACGUCGUACGGACCUCCACCACCAACAUAUGGACCACCACCUCCGACUUAUGGACCUCCGCCCAAAUCUUACGGGCCUCCCCCAGCGACAUAUGGACCUCCUCCUAAAGCUCAUCCUCCUCCACCGCCGGUCUUACUUAUCCCAGUUGGUGGUGGCGGAGGAAAGGGUAAAGGCGGUGGUGGCGGUGGGAAGGGCAAAGGCGGUGGAGGUGGCGGCAAAGGAAAGGGUGGAGGAUACUUGGAUUCAAUGAUGGACACAAUAAAGAAAGCAGGAUCGGCUUAUGAUAAAGCCUUCAAGAACAUCAUGAGCUUCGGUAAGGGAAAAGGAGGCGGCGGAAAGGGAGGAGGUAAAGGUUCUGGGGGUAAAAAAGGAGGAACGGAAGAAAUCAUCCCAAUCAUCAUCUACGGACCACCCCCUCCUCCUCCUCCUGUUUACAAACAACCAUUGCCAUCAUACGGGCCUCCAGUGUCAACCUACGGCCCUCCUCCAUCUCUGUACGGACCAGCAGCACCGUCUUCUUCAUACGGAGUCCCUCAUGGACAUGGUGGUGGCGGAUUUGGUGGUGGUCACAGUGGGCAUGGACCGCCAAAACCUUCGGAUAUUAUCAGUAUAAAUGGAGGAGGAGGCUAUGGAUCCGGUGGUCACGGUGGUGACUUUGGAGGUGGACAUGGUCAUGGAUUUGGUGGCGGACAUGGCCACGAUUUCGGUGGAGGCUUCGAUGGUGGUCAUGGCAAAGGUAUCGGUGGUGGUCAUGGAGGAGGUGGAGGCUCCCAUGGAGGCCAUGGUAAAGGUUUUGGAGGUGGUCAUGGUGGUGGAGGAGGUUUUGGUGACAUUCACAGCUCUGUUUCAGAACUUUCUUCGGGAUAUGCGCCUCCUCCAACAGAAGUGUACACUCCUCCUAGUGAGAGCUACUCUGCACCGGCUGAAAUUAAGGGAUCACAUGCAGGUGGAAGUUUCAUUUCAUCUUCACAAGCCACAGGUUCCCUUCAUUCGUCAGCUGGAUCAUUGUCUUCUCAAUAUGGUGCUCCUCCACAAAGUAAAACCGUCACGACCCAUGCAUCUUCUGGUGGACAGAAUAGCAUAAUUGUGGAUUUCAACAGAGGGACUGCAAUAACUACCGGAUAUGCACCUCCUCCACCUUCGAAUGAGGUUUACACACCACCACAACAAAGCUCACAUGGAUUAUCGUUGCAAGAUUCAUACACUCCUCCCGCAGAAAGUUACAGUGCCCCAUCUUCUGGCUCAGGAAACUUCCGCUUUCCGGGUUCAGCUGAAUCUGAUAAUUACGUUGCUCCAUCGAGUCAACAUUCUGGUUCAGGCUCAUUUGGAAGUUCAGCUUCUCUGGCAGCAGGACAAAAUUUCAAAGUGUCAGCGGAAAGUUGCGAGAACUGUGACGUUAAUCCAUGGGUGCCAAUGCCUCCAGUGGGAGCUGCACCUGCCUUAUCAAUUCCAUCCAGACCUUUAGGGCCUUCUGGUACUUACAGAGAACAUAUCCCUCCCACCGCUGAACCUCAACAGACGUACAUUGCACCCACUACUGGACAGUCGAUUAUUUCGGUUGAUACCCCGUCUUCUGUGUACGAGGGUCCUGACUCCAACAGCCUUAAUCCAGUCCGGCUACAACCAACCUUCACUCAGAGUUUCCGACAACACAGUUCCGAUGAAGUGCUCUUCCCAGCAGGACCUGCUCCUGUUUCCGUGCAGUCGGGAGUGUCAGGAGAAGUGCAUGCUCCUGCACCAAUCGACGUUCUACCUCCGUCAGUGCUUCACGGUUCAGCUGCCAAUAGCAUCGUCUCCCAAGGAGGCAUCAGCGACAACGACUUCCAAGGUGUGCUUUCUAAUUUGCCCCAACUUCCACUGGAGACAGAGAGUCCAGUAACUAAGAGAGGUCGGGAAUCCAAAUCUGAUGAUUUGGGAAUCCAAAAAUUGAUUGGUACAGAACUCUCUAAGCAAGACCAACCGAUUUCACAGACACCGGAACCCAGAAAAAUAUCACAGAGCGAGAGAACACUAUUGCAACAAUAUCCGGCUGAAGGUUCCCUAUCAAACGUCCUGUCCGGAGGAUUUGGAGAUAUCAAGCCUGUGGUCAUUUCUGCCGACGAGUUUGCAGCCAUCACAGGAGGCCUCACAGACGGUGUCAGCAUCAGGCUACUCGGCGAAGCACCGAAAAAUUUCGACGUGCAGCAACUGCAAAACCUAAUCUCGGAUUCCAACGCUGGAGUUGAGAUUACAAGUCCCCAGCAGCUCAUCCACUCAACGAGGAGUUCCGUGUCGGCUGCGCCUGUUGUUGCGGCUUCUCCUUCACCAGCUCCAUCCCCGGACUCUUUCGUAGAGUUGCCUAAUGUUCACAAGCUGGAGCCUUCAUUCGUUAACAAAAAUGUUCAGCUAUCUCAACCACAACUCAUCCACUCCAGUCAAGGGACACCGAAUCCUCCCCAAGUGGUGUCUCUUUCUCAGCCUCAAGUGUUGAGUGUUGGGCAACCUCAGUUCCUUGGCGCCUCACAACCUCAAAUUGUCGGGUUCUCUGGAGGCGAUUCUCAAGGAUUUUUCUCCGGCGAGAACAACGGACUGUCAAACUUGCCUGAAAUUCAACAGCUGCAAAACUUCGGAUCAGGCUUGAGCCAGCACACGUUUCAGGAACAGUCGUCCGGUCAUCUCCAAUCUCAAGGCCAAUUGCAACCUGACCUCGUGAGCAACGAGCAAAUUGGACAUCAGCAGCAACUCCAGUCCCUAGACAACCACAAUCCUUCUUUCCAAUCCAUUCUGGAAUCUGUCGAUGUGAGAAGUGCAUUGAAAUCAUCGAAGGACUCGACUUUAAGUCAACCACUUCCAGUUUUCACGAAUUCUCACACAAAUGAUCAGCUUCUGUCUGGUUCUGACAACAUUCCCCAAUCACAAGUUCAAGUGAGCCUUCCUCCUCCGCAAUCCUCAAUAUCGUCUAGCAUCGUGAAUGCUGGAGGAGAAGUCGGUCAGCGAGGCAGCGCAACGGUCCAACGGGGAACCCUUUUGGGAAGUACCAUCGGAGAAGUGAUCAAUCCUGAGAGCUUAUUUAGAAUCAAGGAGAGCAACGACGACGAUUCCACAGAACUUCCGAGUAGCCAAGUAUUUCGAUUCAACUCUCAACAGUUCCAAAAUGUAAACACUCAGCAAUUUCAAUCAGUGAAUUCGGAUCAGCUCCAGAAUACGCUUCGUUUGAACAAUUUGGGGCAGUCGUCGUUCGUGGGUGCAAGUCAAGGCAACCCAAGUCAGCCUCAAACGCUAUUCGUGUCUGAUCCUCAAGUCGUCGGAGUCAGCCUACCUCAACCAGUAUCUGUAUCGCAGCCACGCUUAGUUGAACCGAACAACCAAUUCACUGUUUUGCCACAUGGUGAUAUUAGCGACGAAGAUAUCGAACCUGCACAGCUUUUGCGAUUGAGUCGAUCUCAAGGUUCUUCUAGUUCGAAUAAAAAUGUCAAUUCUUUGAGGUCCAACAACCGUGGAGAAUCCAAAGACUUCUUAACCUUCGAGAAGAUGCUGGAGCACUCGUUUGGGCCAGAUACCGAGCAAGAUUUGAAAUUGAAAGAACCCGCGAAACUUCUAAAAACACCUGACAUGAGUUCUCUCCCAUUAGAAAAACCAACUGACUCUUCUCCCCCUGUCUUUCCUCCCUUUACUGGAAGUAGCAACAAACAACAGUCAACGUCUAUACAGAAAGCAGUUCUCAAUUACAGCUCGACUGAUUCUGACGUGCCAUUCAAGGGCUCCUUGAUUGAGGGAUCAAGUUUCCUGGGCACUGUGACUCUUCCUGCAAGAACAUCCCAGCGACAUCGGAGCAGAGCCAUUGCAGAAAGCUCCCGACUUCCUGACGAUUUGAGCACCUCUUCCAGUAUCAACACUGAAAGUUUGCAAAGUCCGAACAAAUUGAGCGUCAUCCAACCUGAUUCUGUUGCUAAAGCAUCGGGGAAAAGAAUAAAAUCGGUGAGAGUUACUUCCUCGGCUCGAGUGGAAGGACCUUCCCGUACCGCAGCGUCUGCGGGUUCUCAAGAACCGAGCGUUCAAUAUACCGCACCUGGUCAACAAGUUUUCUUUAACUUCGGCUCUCAAGGAAGUGAUCCACAACGAUCAACCAGAACCGUCACACAAAACAAAGGAUCAGGUAAUAAUCUAGAAUCUCAGAACGAGAAAAGUAAAAGUGACGCAAAUGAAAAUAUCAUCACUCGACUGACCACUCAAGUAACCACGGCUACUGACGAUCCUACCAAAUUACCCACGACGGUCCAGCAGUUACAGGCGUCAUUCUCGGUUGAAACAAUUCCAACUAAUAGUACCACAUUAAAGUCGACAACGCUUCCUAUUACCACUUCAAGGCCGGCAAUUAGGUUUGAUCCAAGUGAAAUUAAAUCUAAAAAUAAUUACGACGAUGCUGGCGAUGAAAAUUCGACUGAAGUUGUAACAACUACUCGACCAAUUCGACUUCGACCUGUUGUACGACGACCUGGAGUCCGUCGCAGACGAGUGAGGCCUGUGAAUAAGGCGUCUAACUUCAAUCCUAGGAGUCGGGGUGAGCAAAAAAACGUGAAAAAAGGAUUGCAAUUGGACUCAGCGGACCCGACUGCUUCUACUGAAAUUGCGACUCAGGCCUCCACAACUGUUUCCAUUUACGAACGCGCUAAACUUUUAAAUACGGAUGACAUUAUCGAGAACAGUACCAACGAACAAUCAACGUCUGGGUCGAAGAGACUGAUCGUGAAAGGAACUCGGGUAACAAGUUCCACGACUACAAUCAGUCCAGGUCAAAUCAAAGGGACUAACUAUGCAUCUGACACCGAUUCAGGAAUACCAUUCGGAGCUCGCUUAAACUCCAAGAAAGAUACCAUAGAGAAUACUAAUACCGGUAACUAACCAUAAAACUUUCCGAUCCUCUGCAUCCCUUAAAAUACCCCACCUGCCAUUCAUAAAUUUAUCAUACCAAUCCAUGAUAAUAAUCAUCAAUUUACCGAUGCUCACUCAUGAAAGUUUGAUCAGGCAACAUUCCCAUUGCCGCAUAACUUUACUGCUAUUACGGAAAAAAUACGGCACAGUAUGACUGCAUUUCAAACAAUCGCUCAUAUGAUUCUCACAUUAACAUGGCAGACAUUACUAACCUUCAAAUAAUGCUUAUUCACAGGCUCUGCGUCACUAACCCCGUUGGAAUCAACAACUAACCAACUUCGCAUCAAAUCAGAUAAUGAGAAAACCGAAGCGCAUGGACUUAAAACCUUUUCUAACCCUUCUUCACAAAUUUUACAGCGAUUAACACAACUUUUGCCUCCCCAAUCAGCUUCAGCUUUUCCUCAAAUAAGAAAUUCUCGGAUGGUCAAAUCUAACACCUAUAAUUUACAAAAUUAUACUGAUAAUAACCAAAACAUCCCACUGAACAGGCAAUUACACAAAACAAGUCGAGGCAAACUGAAAUUUUCAAGUGAGUCGGGAAAACGUUUUCGGCCAGUUCCAUCAGUGCAGUUCCUUCGCACCCUUCCUCCUACCACUACGGUUUUACCCUUACUAACUUCUUCCAUUUUAGAACAACAGCAGGAAGUGUUCACUGAAUCCCCAGAGUACUCCACUUCAACCUCAACAUCCACGUCUGUCUCAAUGUCCUAUACAUCAGUGAUGGAAAAGGCCAACGUGACGACGGUGCUCAACACUGAUCACUUUUUACUCAGCAAAAAUAAUAGUAGCAGUAAAAAGUUAGCUGAAGCUUUAAUUUUGAGCUUGCAACCGCCAAACCAUACAACCACGGUCAGUACAAGGACGAGCUUGCCUUUUGGACUCUUCAACAGGUCAAGUAGACGAAGAAAUCCACAGGAUAGUCAUCCCAAAAUAUGACUAGCGCAGCGCACACAGGUGUUGGUUUGAAUGUUUUUUUACCGAAUCAUUUAACAGAGUUGGAUACCAAUAGAACGGAAAUAUGAUUUGAACAAAUUCGAACAAAUAUAGAAUUACUGAUUUGAAAUCUUAAUAAUCUGGAAAAAGCACUGAUGCAUGAAGUGUGCUCCACCGCAAUUAGUUUUGUACAUAGUCUCUAGAGAAUAUUUAUCUUCCAAAGAGUGAUGAGUUCUUGAUUUUGGAAGUGUUGGUAAUUAUUUAGUUGUAAGUGUUCCGUUUCUCUACAGAGAACGAGACAAUAAUUGUUACUUUCUAAGAAUGUAUUCUCGCUCAAAUCGAGUAGAUUUUAAUAAUGUUGAUCCCAUGUAACCGUAUGAAAAGCGUGCUUCCAAGAUCGAGUCCAAUGAAUAAUAGACGAUUAUCAAACAGGUACGACGAAAUAAGAAAAAAAUACUCAUUUUAUUGACUUUGUUCGGAAUUUUCUGCAAACGAGAUUUUAUGAAGUAAAUUUUAUGAAUAAUUGGUCAUAAUUAAAAGUUUGUUAGAGGUAAAAAAUCAUUUCUGUUGUUACUCUUUUCGCAUCGAUUAAUUGUUUGUUGACCUUCUUGUUAUUCUUGCAACUUUCUACACUUGCGCUCGAAUUAUUGUUUGUUGAAGUUUUUACUGAUUGUUUGAAACUUGUUGCUGUUCGUCGUGCUAUGAUAAAGAAUUUUGUAAAUAAAGUACAAAUUCUGAA
Messenger RNA from Hyalella azteca, 7654 nucleotides. Its product is annotated as mucin-4. The coding region runs from base 391 to 5952 and encodes 1853 amino acids. The transcript has 11 exons. The record is from RefSeq and is a predicted model, not a curated record. NCBI's taxonomy places the organism in Eukaryota, Metazoa, Arthropoda, Malacostraca, Amphipoda, Hyalellidae.